GUCCUUCGAAGUGUUGCCACAGUCUGCGCUCACAUGAGCCUCUGAACGCGUCGACAGCCUGGCGCGCAGCAAGACGACGAGACUCAUCACCAGAUAGAUAGGCCGGGGAUGCUACCAGAUUGCCCUUUGGAGUCGUGAUGAGCGGCAUUAAAAGGACGGAUCAAGAGGGUUUGUCGAUGCCAUGUCGGCAGACCACAAAAAAGCAUUUGCGGCAGUUCCAUCGUGAUCGGAGAGUCCCACGUUCGCGACGAUCCCGCAGCGUGUGAAUGACCACAUGAUGGCAGGUGGCAACCUCAUCCGACAAGGGGUGUACAAUAGCCGGCGAGCAGAAGAGCAAGGAUGUGCUGCCAAUACGGACAGCUUGACAAGAGGUGAGCACAAUGCUGCGUGGCAGAUUCGGACAUGCCUUCAUGAUGCGAAUCCGGCCCGAGAGUGGCGAUUGGAACAGAUACAAAGCAUCCAGCUCGACCAACUUGGGAGCGUCCAAGCGGGUAUGUCGAACAAAGACGACUACCUUCACGAAGUGCAACGCCUUGCCAUGAAGUGAAAUACACAGCGUUGAU
Cercospora beticola is the source of this 563-nucleotide messenger RNA. The record is from RefSeq and is a predicted model, not a curated record. Lineage: Eukaryota; Fungi; Ascomycota; Dothideomycetes; Mycosphaerellales; Mycosphaerellaceae.